AUGCUCCUGGAAGACUCUGAAUCUGAGAAUGAGUUGGAACUACUUUCUGCAAUUGUUCUGGCACGUAGAUAUUUCAAAAGAAAGGGAGGAUCUAGUUCACGUCGUGGUGGUUCUGUUCCAGGACGUAUGUUCAUCGAUCAUGAUUCUUUGCAAGGCCACCAAAGGCUUUUUUUGGAUUAUUUUGCUGAUUCACCAGUAUAUCCUCCAAAAAUAUUUCGCAGGAGGUUUCGGAUGCAUCGUCAUCUUUUUUGUCGUAUUUUGUCUAAGGUAGAAGAGUACGAUCCGUACUUUGUCCAAAGAAGAAAUUGUGCUGGAAUAAUCGGUUUGUCUUCCCUUCAAAAAGUGACUGCCGCAUUUAGGAUGCUCGCUUAUGGAGUACCAGCUGACUACGUUGAUGAGUAUGUGCGAAUUGGAGAAACCACUGCAAUAGAAUCUCUUCAAAGGUUUGUUAGUGCGGUGGUUAAUAUUUUUUCUAAUGAAUAUUUAAGGUCUCCAAACAGCAAUGACGUUGCUAGAUUGUUAGAAGUUGGCAAAACUCGUGGUUUUCCAGCUGAAGGGCGUGCUCCUCCAGCCAAUUACACAAUCAAUGGUCAUAACUACACAAUGGGAUACUAUCUUGGUGAUGGUAUAUAUCCACAGUGGUCAACUACUGUAAAGACAAUUUCAUGCCCACAAGGAAAAAAGGCAAAACUAUUUGCUGCAGCCCAAGAGUCAGCAAGAAAGGACGUGGAACGUGCGUUUGGAGUGCUUCAAACACGAUUCGCAAUCGUUCGUGGACCUGCACGGGGUUGGAGCCGUGAAACGCUCACUUACAUUAUGAAAGCGUGCAUAAUAAUGCAUAACAUGAUCGUUGAAGACGAACGAAAUACUGAAGAUGCUAGUGACAUUGAUUAUGAACAAAUCGAUGAAACUCCUUAUGUACAAAUUUCUCACGAGCAUACCCCUAGAUUUUUGGAGUUCAUUGAAAGGCAUGUGAACAUUAGAGAUCGUCAAACUCAUUCUCAACUACAAUCCGACCUUAUCGAGCACCUAUGA
Messenger RNA from Alnus glutinosa, 1035 nucleotides. RefSeq lists its product as uncharacterized. NCBI's taxonomy places the organism in Eukaryota, Viridiplantae, Streptophyta, Magnoliopsida, Fagales, Betulaceae. The transcript has 2 exons. The record is from RefSeq and is a predicted model, not a curated record. The coding region runs from base 1 to 1035 and encodes 344 amino acids.